This is a messenger RNA of Meriones unguiculatus (Mongolian gerbil), 7844 nucleotides long. RefSeq names its product exostosin glycosyltransferase 1 (gene Ext1). The coding region runs from base 823 to 3063 and encodes 746 amino acids. The record is from RefSeq and is a predicted model, not a curated record. The transcript has 11 exons. Gene Ontology annotation, molecular function: glycosyltransferase activity. Gene Ontology annotation, cellular component: membrane. Lineage: Eukaryota; Metazoa; Chordata; Mammalia; Rodentia; Muridae.
AGCGCUGUCGUGUCGGGAAUGGAAUGUGUAAGUGUAACAUUCAGAACCGGGUAACAUUCGGCGACCGAACGCGGCGGUCGGCGGAGAGAGCGCGGGGCCUGCGAAGCAGCGCUCGGGGCCGGCACUGCCCGCGGGGAGGACGCUCCGCCGCCGCCGCCCCGCGUCGCCCUCGUGCCGCCGGCCGGGCCGCCGCGCACCCGGGGAGCCGGCCCCGUGAGCGAAGGAGUAAACACCGGCGGAGUGUGGGAGCCGCUGCAGAAGGGAAUAAAGAGACAUGCAGGGAUUUGUGAGGUUACGGCGCCCCAGCUGCAAGAUGCACUAGCCGGCUGAAGCCGGGGCGGGCUGACUUGUUGGAACCGUAGUGCUCUGCACGGGAGUGUGGAUGAGUUGAAGUUGCUAUCCCCGGGCUCGUUCUCCACGCCGCCGAGGGGCAUCCGAGCGGCGAGGCAGUCACUUCGUCUUGCCAUUGAUUGGGUAUCGGGAGCUUUUUCUUCCCCGCUCUCUUUCUUUUCCUCCGUCUUGUUGCAUGCAAGAAAAUUACAGUCCGCUGCUCGCCCGCCUUGGGUGCGAGAUCUUCUGCCCGGCUCUCUCCCGUGCAUUGUGCAGCCCAACGAUGAAAGACCGAAGGGGAGAAAGUUAAAGAAAUCGCCCACAUGCGCUGGAUCAGUCCACGGCUUGGGGAAAGGCAUCCAGAGAAGGUGGGAGCGGAGAGUUUGAAGUCUUUACAGGCGGGAAGAUGGCGGACUGGAGCUGAAAGUGUUGAUUGGGAAACUUGGGUGAUUCUUGUGUUUAUUUACAAUCCUCUUGACCCAGGCAGGACACAUGCAGGCCAAAAAACGCUAUUUCAUCCUGCUCUCAGCUGGCUCUUGUCUCGCCCUUUUGUUUUAUUUUGGAGGCGUGCAGUUUAGGGCAUCGAGGAGCCACAGCCGGAGAGAAGAGCACAGCGGUCGGAAUGGCUUGCACCAGCCCAGUCCGGAUCAUUUCUGGCCCCGCUUCCCGGACGCUCUGCGCCCCUUCUUUCCUUGGGAUCAGUUGGAAAACGAGGAUUCCAGCGUGCACGUUUCCCCCCGGCAGAAGCGAGACGCCAACUCGAGCAUCUACAAAGGCAAGAAGUGCCGCAUGGAGUCCUGCUUCGAUUUCACCCUUUGCAAGAAAAACGGCUUCAAGGUCUACGUGUACCCGCAGCAGAAAGGGGAGAAAAUCGCCGAAAGUUACCAAAACAUUCUAGCGGCCAUCGAGGGCUCCAGGUUCUACACCUCGGACCCCAGCCAGGCGUGCCUCUUUGUCCUGAGUCUGGAUACUUUAGACAGAGACCAGUUAUCACCUCAGUAUGUGCACAAUUUGAGAUCCAAAGUGCAGAGUCUCCACUUGUGGAACAAUGGUAGGAAUCAUUUAAUUUUUAAUUUAUAUUCUGGCACUUGGCCUGACUACACCGAGGACGUGGGGUUUGACAUCGGCCAGGCGAUGCUGGCCAAAGCCAGCAUCAGUACUGAAAACUUCCGACCCAACUUUGAUGUUUCUAUUCCCCUCUUUUCUAAGGAUCAUCCCAGGACAGGAGGGGAGAGGGGGUUUUUGAAAUUUAACACCAUCCCUCCUCUCAGGAAGUACAUGCUGGUAUUCAAGGGGAAGAGGUACCUGACAGGGAUAGGGUCAGACACCAGGAAUGCCUUAUAUCACGUCCAUAACGGGGAGGACGUCUUGCUCCUCACCACCUGCAAGCAUGGCAAAGACUGGCAAAAGCACAAGGACUCUCGCUGUGACAGAGACAACACCGAGUAUGAGAAAUAUGACUAUCGGGAGAUGCUGCACAAUGCCACUUUCUGUCUGGUUCCUCGUGGUCGCAGGCUUGGCUCCUUCAGGUUCCUGGAGGCUUUACAGGCUGCCUGUGUCCCUGUAAUGCUCAGCAAUGGAUGGGAGUUGCCAUUCUCCGAAGUGAUUAAUUGGAACCAAGCUGCCGUCAUUGGCGAUGAGAGAUUGUUAUUACAGAUUCCUUCUACAAUCAGGUCUAUUCAUCAGGAUAAAAUCCUAGCACUUAGACAGCAGACACAGUUCUUGUGGGAGGCUUAUUUUUCUUCAGUUGAGAAGAUUGUAUUAACUACACUAGAGAUUAUUCAGGACAGAAUAUUCAAGCACAUAUCACGUAACAGUUUAAUAUGGAACAAACAUCCUGGAGGAUUGUUCGUCCUACCACAGUAUUCAUCUUACCUGGGAGAUUUUCCUUACUACUAUGCUAAUUUAGGUUUGAAGCCCCCCUCCAAAUUCACCGCAGUCAUCCAUGCCGUGACCCCGCUGGUCUCUCAGUCCCAGCCAGUGUUGAAGCUUCUCGUGGCUGCAGCCAAGUCCCAGUACUGUGCGCAGAUCAUAGUUCUGUGGAAUUGUGACAAGCCUCUACCAGCCAAACACCGCUGGCCUGCCACUGCUGUGCCUGUCAUUGUCAUUGAAGGAGAAAGCAAGGUUAUGAGCAGCCGGUUUCUACCCUAUGACAACAUCAUCACUGAUGCUGUGCUCAGCCUCGAUGAGGACACUGUGCUUUCUACUACCGAGGUGGAUUUUGCCUUCACCGUGUGGCAGAGCUUCCCUGAGAGGAUUGUGGGGUAUCCUGCACGCAGCCAUUUCUGGGAUAACUCUAAGGAGCGGUGGGGAUAUACAUCCAAGUGGACAAAUGACUACUCCAUGGUGUUGACAGGAGCUGCUAUCUACCACAAAUAUUACCACUACCUGUAUUCCCAUUACCUGCCAGCCAGCCUGAAGAACAUGGUAGACCAAUUGGCCAACUGUGAGGACAUUCUCAUGAAUUUCCUGGUGUCUGCUGUGACAAAAUUGCCUCCAAUUAAAGUGACCCAGAAGAAGCAGUAUAAGGAAACAAUGAUGGGCCAGACUUCCCGGGCUUCCCGCUGGGCUGACCCUGACCACUUUGCCCAGCGACAGAGCUGCAUGAAUACGUUUGCCAGCUGGUUUGGCUACAUGCCGCUGAUCCACUCUCAGAUGAGGCUCGACCCGGUCCUCUUUAAAGACCAAGUCUCAAUUCUGAGGAAGAAAUACAGAGACAUUGAGCGACUUUGAGGAAUCCCACUGAGUGGGGGAGGGAAAGCAGGAUGGGACUGGAGUCCAGCUGCUCUCUCUUCCCAGUGCAGAUCCGCUCAUCUCAUCGGUGGAGCCAGACUGUGCCAAGUAUCAAAAAAAUAAAAAAAUUAAAAAAAACUUAGAUGAAACACAGUGACAAAAAAUAACCAAGGCCAAUGAGAACUCGGCUGGAAUCCUGGCUCCUGGAGCUGCAGCAGGCUGCUCCAUUCACCUCACUGGCUUCUGUGUCCCAUGACUAGGUUGUGUACAGUUUAAUUAUGGAACAUUAAAUAAUUAUUUUUGAAAUGAUUGCUAUGCAGGUUUAAACUUUUUUAAUGAUCAAAACUAUUAAAAACCAGAGUUCUUUCUUUAAUCAAAAUUGUGUUGGUUGUGACUAUUUCCAAGCUGCUACUCCCUUUCCUACAGACAUCAUUGCCAUGGGUCACCCAGAAUUUCCUGCAGUGACUGACAGACACAGACACCAUGGGAAACACAACCAAUUAUUUGAUGUAGUGUCAGCAAAGAACUGGGCCUACACUAAGACAAGUUCAUAUUCCAAUUUUAUCAAUGCAAAACUAUUUUCCAGUUCAAAUGUCUGGAUCCCCUUGGUCUCUAAAAUAUUGCUGCAUGAGAGAAAGUAUUGACUCCAGGUCGGCAGUUCUAACUGAAAACUUUAUGUCUGAGAUAAUAGGCGUAUGAUAAUCUUUUUACAUGGGGACGGGUGGGGGGUGUUAGUACCAAGCAAACUCAAGUAGAUUUAAGAAAUGUUGAACAAGGAACCAAACAACCGCCAGCAUGGUAGGGAUGGAACUAGUGAUCCCACAACUGAAAUCCAGUACUUCCUAGUGGCAGACUCCCAGAUUCAACCAUUGAGCCAUGUAUCUGUUAUAGAAACCCUGUGCUUUAGGGUCCAAGGGGGGCGGGGGGAUGAAUCCAUAUUAUUUAUAAGACGAGAGGUUUAAUGUUUGUGAAAAACUUAAGUUGCACAGGUGUCCCUGUUGAGGAAGAAGUGAUCAGUUGUAAAUCUACACCGUUUAACAAGAGGAUGGCUGUGAAGUAACUCAUUAAGAGUGUGCCUUGCCAUGGAACUCUUUUAUUUUUCUUUUUAAUUUUGGUUAAACAUUUUUUUAGGCCAAAAAUAAAGCAAUUAAAUUAAUCGGAAACAAAUGGGAAGAGUUCUUUUAGUUUUGAAAUGUAGAGAACCGUAGUUGUGCUUCUUGUUAAAAACAAUACUUUCAUCCCCACAAAAUACUGUCUUAAGCUUACGAUGUCUUAAGUUUUUGAAGCAUUAAAAAUAUACGUAUAGAGUUCACAGAGCAGAUCACUCUGUUCCAUUAUGAAACAUGGAGGCUUCUGAUGUUAAAUGUCUGCUUUUACUUGAAAGAGCCAAAAGAGGGUGAGUCUAUAGAAAGACUAUUAAUAAUAGAAUAAUCCAUGGGCACUUUAGUUUCUUUUUCCUCCCUGAACUCAUGUAUUUAAUAUAAUUGUUUCCAGUGUUGUCUUAGAAAGCUUCAUCAGAACUGUGUGUCUGGCCAAGGUCAGGACAAAAUCAUGUAAAUUCGGUGGACUCGAAUUCAUCCUUUCUUUGUAGACAUCUGGAAGAGAAAGGAAGCUACUUUUUUAUCCUGGAAGGGUUACUGUAAACAAGACUGCAUGCGGGUGUGUGCUGAGGUCCUGAGAGAUGAGCUGCAGCAGAGCAGGGUCCAGAGCUCAUAUAUACUGAUGCUGUUAUGAGCGGUGCAUCGGCCAUGAAGUCCACUCAAAAUGGCUUCUCUGUAGCUCUGUGACCCAUAACCAUCUCUAUAUCCAUCUCUGUCAACCAGUAGGGCCCAGCCUCAGCCUGCUUUCAAACAAGGGACAUUCCUUAAGUGGAUGUGACAUAUCAAGGAUAAUUCUGAGGCCCACAGUGUUUACAUUUGUGUCUAUCAAUAAAAUGCCCCACGUUUUCAUACUAAUUUUAACUGAAAUUCUCAGUAUGUUAAAGGGAGAACAAUUCUAUUUGCAUAUUUGUAUUUAAAAUGGGAAAUUUAUCAGAAUGGUAGUAUUUCUCAUAUCAUUCUCCUUUCCAUACAUGAAUAUAACAUUAUGUUAAACCGCCACAAGCUAAUUUAAAACUUAAGUUGUCACCUUGGCUUGCAAAGCAGUGUCCCUAAUUGUACCAGUCAGUCCCAUGAGUGGAUUCAGGGAACUGCUUUGCCAAGUUUACCUGUCAUAAAGCUCACAGGGCACAUAUUCCCCACAAGUAACGUGUGCAGUAAUUACAAAGGAGAACAGGAACUGACACACUUCUCAUCUCCUUUAAGUCUCCACGGUUGCAUUCUGUCAUUCUCUCGAGUAAUUCACUCUGGGAUACCAGCUAGCAUGUUCUUUUUUCAUUUGGAAUAUACAGCUGGGAAUUGAACAAUGCUAAGCAAAUCAGUGAGGCCCAACAGCAAGAUGUAAUUUUAAUUCUCUUAGGAAAGAGUUGUAGAUUGCAUUGCAAUAAGUUGACAAAUCAUAGUCGUUGCUGUAGGAUGUCAGGAGUUAUCUCUCAGCCAGCUUUAAUGAUAACCAGGGGUCCCUAAGUGGGGCAACAUGUGUUGAGUUGGUAAGAUGCCAAGGGAAGAGAAUAUAAUACAAUCCAUCUAAUGAAUUGCACAAAGGAACUCCAUAGAGGACUCAGCCUCUUACAAUUUUCACACAUUUUCCCCAGCCCUACGUUGGUACAGGUGUCCUUAAAAAUAAGUAAUUUAAAAGCUGUAUUUACAUGAAAAGAUUUAUAUGACCAUCAAGGUUUUACCUGUACAUUAUAUAUUAAACAUAUCACUUUUGUUGAAAAUGCCAAAAAUGACCCAAAGUUGAGACUAUAGAGAAAAAUCCAUGCAAUAAUCCUUAUAGUCAUGUCACAAAAUAUAGCAUAGUCAGGUGGGCAUAGCAAGGCAUAUCAGCACAUUUUUUAGAUAUGAUGCCUCAGAAGAAAGGAAGAAUCUCAUACCUGGAAUCUAGUGUGCAUUACAGUUUAACUUGUUCCAAAUGGUGCUCAAAGAAGGAUCGAUCCAGUGGAAUCCUUCAAUUUCCCUUUUGAAAAUGAUUUUUGCUUUUCAUUACAGUAGGCUAUGUUAGCCUUUAUUUUGGUGGUUCUCAAAUUCCUGGUGACUUGAAGGAAUAUUAUGCUAGUGGCCUUUCAUAAAGGUUGCUGAACUUUAAUUUAAUCAGGGGUGAGAUGAGUGAUGUGAGCAGAUCUACAGACUAUUUUUUUUAAAGGGUGCUUUAUUUAAUAGAGAAUGAAAUUUUAAUCAAACUUGUUUGAAAGAUGGGAGAAGGCAGAAAGCCUCAUCAGGCAGAAGCUGAAUGAGGCACAUGUUGGAGAAGACCGUACUAUGAAUGCAAGUACAGGAAAAAGCUUCCUCUGCCUGGAAAUAUAUUUUUCUAGGGGUGUCUGAAAGCUCCAAUUUUAAGGGUAUUAGCUCUUGUCACGAACUCUGAGACAAAAAAUGUUUCUGACUUCUAAUAGUUACUGUCAUCAAUAUAUAGGCAAUGCAUUAGGGCUACAAUUGUUAAAUUCAGUUACCUAGUUUCUGACAACUAUGGACAAGGGCCUUUAAAAUGUUUUCACCUUUGUUGAUUAGACAUUACCAAGAAAGACCUUUUGCUGUUGCCUGCCUUUUUUUUUCAAACUUGAUGGGAACAAAGUUGGUUUGGAUUAAAUUAUCAGUGAAUAAACAUAACUAUUGAGCUGCAUUAAACUCAUCUCACUUAGUAUAUUAAAUCAUGUGAAGAUGAAAUUAUUCCUAGAUUCAGUUUCUUUUAAAGGGGGUAAAGUGGGAUCAAGCUUCCUAAAAAGGUUUUACCUCAUCAAUUCAGUAUUAAGAUCCAGAAGCUCUAGAUAGGAAAUCUGUUGGUUUUGAUAGUGAAAAGUAAUUCUGCCAGGAAGCCAUCUUUUCUCUUUGCCCUUUCCAAAAAUCAGAGGAUGAUAUAUUUUUUUUAAGCUGAGGUGAUAGUCGUCACUAUUCUAUAAUACCAAUGUGUUCUAUAUCAAGGCGAAGUGAGUCUUCUGUUUCCCCCUCUAUAAAUAUAUAUAUAUCGCCCAAUUGAUCUUCUUGCCUCUCUAGUCUGCAAAACAGGUGGAAAGGCAAGCAUGAGCAAGCUCAACCUUGGGAAGGUAGUCUCACCCUUGUUUAAAAUCAAGUCAAGCUAUCUUUCAGUCACACUAUUUUUGUAAUAAUUUGCCUUUCAGGCCUCGAAGGUCAUUUGGUUCCUGCAAUAGCGUUCUGUUCUACAGGAAUACAUUCCUCUCAUUUUAGUUGUAAUUAUUCCUAAAAAUUAGGGCCAUGAAAAUGACCCGAUUAUCAUAAAAUGAACUUGUAUAUUUAUGCUGAGAAGAAAAUGUAUAGGAUAUGAUGAGGGUUAGAAAAAAAAGACAUGGAAAACUGGAACUAUUUUAGGUGACAAAAUUGUAACAAAAAAUAGUGAAUUUUAUUUUGUAUACAAUGUACAUUUGGGACAGUUUUCUAACACGUUGCUGAUGUUUUUGUAGUGUCAACACAGGUCUUCUCUGGAGUGUUUUCCCCAUUUGUUACAGAGUAUUAAUGAUUUAGUGCAAUUGAGUCCUAAAGUGCGUGAGAGAGUGCAAGAAAUUUCAAAGCCAUAGAUCUUGAUUUACUUCACUGACCUGUGUAACUUUAUGUCUGGGUUUUGCCAUCCAAGAUAGAUUGUUUUAUAGAGUGUCACCAAAGACUUUUUCCUUCAGAUUUAUAGAAGAGAAAAAAAAAGAAAUUAUUAAUAAAUGACAUGACUUUUCA